AUGAUAAGCGCAGGAGAAGUCAUGCACAGCGCACAACGCGAUGCCGGCGCAGGAUCGCCGCACCUGCUGCACCCUGGCGACAUCUGUGCGGUGGGCGCCAUCCACGUCUUCGAGACGCCGCUGCAGGAUCUGGACCUGCUGCUCCAGCGUCUGCUUGAGCUCACCAGCCGCGGACAGGCGGGCCUCGACACCCGCCAGGCGUAUCUGCAAGAGCACCGCGCAGGGACAGACAGUCGACCGGCGUGCUUGUGCGUGCUUGUGCGUGCUGGUGUUUGGCGCGCACGAGCCACAGUGCGUCGCACCUUCGCCUCUGCGGUGGCCUGA
Molecule: messenger RNA, 324 nt
Organism: Pedinophyceae sp. YPF-701
Lineage: Eukaryota; Viridiplantae; Chlorophyta; Pedinophyceae
Source: the annotation of a GenBank genome assembly